UGAGAAACUUAUUUUUUUUCACCAUCAAAGUAAUGACUUAGUAUCUACAAAUAAUGAGGUAGUAUCUCAAAAUAAUGACAUGCUAUCUCAAUAUAAUGAGAUCGUAUCUCAAAAUAAUGACUUAGUUUCUCAAAAUAUUGAGAUAAAUAUAGACUUUAUUUACUAAUAAUAAUAAUAAAAUGUGCUGGGGUAUAAGGCUGGUACUGUAUGUUCAGAAACUAUUUUAAAAGGUUUUUAUGAAGUGUCUCCUCAAUCCACGCCCACUUCAAAAUGCUGUGCUAUGAUUGGCUGAUAGUUUACCCUCCCAUCAGCCUUCAGCACCAUCACCAUAACAUCAUGAGCAGAGGCUGCAGUUGAGAAAGACACACCUGAGAGGAGAGAGAGAUCACAACAGACUCAUUGACCGAGCUCUAAACAUCAAAGCAUGCCGUCUGUCUGCGCGCGCGUGAGAGUGGUAACGUUACUUUGAUAAGCAGGAUGUCUCUAGGCAACCUCAGCAUCCACAGCUACCUCAGCAACCACAGCAUCCACAGCUACCUCAGCAACCACAGCAUCCACAGCUACCUCAGCAUCCUCAGCCCGGAGCUUCGGCUGCACGCGCAGCCCACCGACGCGCCGCGCGACGAGCAGCUGGCCCGGGUGGAGAUCGCGCUCCUGGGCGUGAUCUUCAUCACCGCCGCGCUCCUCAACCUCGCGCUCCUGCUGCUCCUCCUGCGCCGCCGCCGCGAGCGCCGUGAGCGCCUCUCCCGCAUGCGCGUGUUCGUGCUGCACCUGUGCGUGGCUGACCUGACCGUGGCGUUUUUCCAGGUGUGCCCGCAGCUCGUGUGGGACAUCACGGACCGCUUCGUGGGUCCUGACCCGGUGUGCCGGUUGGUGAAGUACCUGCAGGUCGUGGGCAUGUUCGCGUCCGCCUACAUGAUCGUGGCGAUGACGGCGGACCGGUACCGCGCGGUCUGCGACCCCAUGGCGCAGCUGAGGCGCGGGGGUUGGCGCGCGCGCUGCUCCGCGCCGGUGGGCGCCGCGUGGUGCGUGGCUCUGGCCGGAGGGCUCCCUCAGAUCUUCAUCUUCUCGCGCGUGCAGGUGGCUCCGGGGGUCUUCGACUGCUGGGCGGAAUUCGCCGAGCCGUGGGGGCUGCGCGCGUACGUCACCUGGACCACGCUCGCGGUGUUCGUGGUGCCGGUGGGAGUCGUGCUCGCGUGCCAGGUGUGCAUCUGCCGCACGGUGCGCGCCAGCGUGGAGGCGCGGCGGAGCGUAGAGGCGCGCGGACAAGAGAAGGACAAGGAAAAGGAGAAGGCGCAGGCGCGCGCACCGGGGCUCUCCAGAGCGCGCGUGAAGACCGUGAGGAUGAGCGUGGUCAUCGUGUUCGCUUACGUGGCCUGCUGGGCUCCGUUCUUCACCGUGCAGCUGUGGUCCGUGUGGGACACCGAGGCGCCCACUGAGUCUGCUACUUUCACCAUCCUGAUGCUGCUGGCCAGUCUGAACAGCUGCGCUAAUCCCUGCAUCUACCUGCUCUUCAGUGGAGAUCUCCCCAAACCACAGCUUUGUUCUGGACACAAAGAGAAGAAGUGCUCAGUGUCUGAAGAGGCCACUAUACUCAGCUCCGUCUACCUGAGCUUCAAGAGCCUCUCUGACUGUAGGUAAAAAGAAAGAAAAGCCUGGAUGGGCGACAGAUGAUGUAUUCCAACCAUUCAGAGGAAAUGUAAAAUAUAAAACAUGAAACAUGAUGUAAAUAGAAGCUGUUAAGGGUAAUUAUUUGUUAUUUUGAACCUUUCCACUUAUUAGUUCCAUUUGGUCAAUGUGUGAUUGUGUUUUGUUUAAGUAAAUAUACAGGGGUUGGAGAAUGAAACUGAAACACCUGGUUUUAGAGCACAAUAAUUGAUUGUGGUGACGGACAGUUCUGGUGGAAACAGGAGAGUUGAGGUGCACAUUGAAUUCUGCGUGAUUUGAUCAGCCGUGGUUUUAUGUUUUUUGGAUACAAUCCGGGUUAGCACCCGAACAUCCCUUUCAGACAGCUUCCUCUUACAGCGUCCACAGUUAGUCCUGUUGGAUGUGGUUGGUCCUUCCUGGUGGUGUGCUGACAUUACCCUGGAUACCGUGGCUCUUGAUGCAUCACAAAGACUUGCUGUCUUGGUCACAGAUGCUCCAGCAAGACGUGCACCAACAAUUUGUCCUCUUUUGAACUCUGGUAUGUCUCCCAUAAUGUUGUGUGCAUUGUAAUAUUUAGAGCAGAACUGUGCUCUUACCCUGCUAAUUGAACCUUCACACUCUUCACGCUCUUACUGGUGCAAUGUGUAAUUAAUGAAGAUUGAACACCAAGCUGCUCCAAUUUAGACAUGAAACCUAAAAUCCCACACUAACAUGAUGACAGGUGUUUCAGUUUCAUUGUCCAAACACUGUAUUUUGUGUGGCGCAGUGGAUAACACCACUGACUUUUUGUCAGCUACCACAUCAUGUGGGAGACUGGGGUUCAAUUCCUGAUCUGGGUGACUUGAUACAGUGUUACACCUAUAAGAGUCCUUGGACUAGACUCCUAACACUACAUUGUUCCACUUCUGUAAAAAGAAUAACCUUGUAAAUGUAAAUAUAUUAAUGGUUUGUGUUAAUGUACAUAUUGCACUGUAAGACUGAAUGUGUAUGAACGUGUCUUAAGCACAGAUAAAUCCUCAGGGUUGAAUGAAAUCUUACAGUAUUUUUGUAUUUGUAUUAUUAUAUUAACUGCAAAAAUAAAAGAGACACUUAAAACUGA
Molecule: messenger RNA, 2746 nt
Organism: Astyanax mexicanus (Mexican tetra)
Lineage: Eukaryota; Metazoa; Chordata; Actinopteri; Characiformes; Acestrorhamphidae
Gene: avpr2b.1
Product: arginine vasopressin receptor 2b, tandem duplicate, 1
Exons: 2
Coding region: 478-1641 (387 amino acids)
Biological process (GO): regulation of systemic arterial blood pressure by vasopressin; G protein-coupled receptor signaling pathway; positive regulation of vasoconstriction
Cellular component (GO): membrane
Molecular function (GO): vasopressin receptor activity; peptide binding
Source: RefSeq, a predicted model, not a curated record